AUGAUAAGCAAAGAAGGGGUGGAUAAAGUGAAGUAACCUGAAAAUAAAAAAAUUAAAACAUAGUAAAGCGAAGAAUUAAAAAGUGUUUUACCAUAGGUGUUUUAGAAUAUCAAGAAUUAACCUCUCAUAUAGGUGAGAAAGCUAAAGCCGUAGGAAAAUGUUAUCAAUGAAUUAUCUAACAAUUAGGCAAAUAACAAGCAGAAUCCUCCUUAAAAAUAAUCUGUACUAGCAAACUUUAUGAUAAAGAAUAGAGCUUCUCAAAUAAUUACAUGCUAAAAUUCAGAAUAAUUAAAGAAUUUAGAUGCUUCAGAUUAAUAAGAGAAAUAUUUUACAGAUUUUUUUCAUAUGAUGAGGAUAAAACUGAGAUUAAGAUAAAUCAUAUCUAAAACAGAAUCUAGAAGAUAAAAGGAAUUAAAUGAAACUCAUUUUUCGUUAAUAUAAGAUAAAGCUUCAUAAUGUAAAAUAUAUGACAAAAAUAUUCAAACCUAUAAUCGAUCUUACACUCAAAGGAUGAAAGCUAAAUAAAAAAAAAUAAUAAAUAAAAUUUUUAAAACUCCUACUUUUAACCCAGCGAGUCAUGUUUUGUUACUUUGGGACUUAUUCUAAUUUAUUCAGUAUUUCACUUUAGGAAUUUCUAUUUCCUUAAAAUUAUCCUUCGCAUCAACUAUGCAAUAAAUCAUUCCUGACUACAUAUUUCAAUCAAUCAUCAUAUCUUUUACACUGGAUAUUUUUGUUAAGUUAAAUACAGGAUUUUACAGUUAAGGAAAUUACAAGUUUGAAAAAUCACUAAUAUUUAAAAAUUAUGUAAAAAAAUAUAUGAUAAAAGACUUUUUAACAAUAUUUAGUCUAGGAGUCUAUUAUUUCAUUUCAGACAAAGUCAGUAAUGAAUAUACAUCACCAUAUAACUUUAUCCCAGUAAUAGGUUUUAUUUUCAAAUUAAGUCAAAUUGUAAAGAUAUUUAAUAAAAUCGAAGAAUACAUUAACAAUAAACUUAAAACUACUCACUUCACUAACCUUUUUAAAUUACUAUUUAAUAUGCUUUUAGUUGGGCACUUGUUUUCUUGUGUGUGGAUUAGUAUAGCCAAAAUAGUUCCCAUCUAUGUAGACAAUUAAUUGCCAACUUGGCUUACUAUUAAGUAAGGGGUGGAAUCUUCUUGGAAAAUAGAGUAUCUCUAUGCAUUUUAUUACUCAUCUGUUACUAUGAUAACUGUUGGUUACGGUGAUAUAACCCCUCAAAAUAGUUAUGAAGUUUUAUUGUGCCUUUUCACUCUUUUUAUUGCUUGCUGUGUUUUUGCCUAUACAGUAAAUUCAAUAGGAUAUAUCAUUAAUGAAAUUCAAUAAAAAAAUACUUUGAAUAAGCAAAAAAGUAAUAUAAUCUUCAAUUAUAUGAAAUAAAAAAACAUCAGCAGAGAUUUGCAAUACGAAGUUUAACAAUAUUUAAAGUAUAUAUGGAAGGGUACAGAUGAAAGAAAUACUGAAUAAGAAGAGAAUAUUAUUGAAAUGCUCAAUUCAAACUUAAGGCAGCGCCUAUAAAUCGAAGCCAAUAAGCUUGUUUUAUCUGAUACUCCUAUUUUUAAAAACAACUUUAGCGAUAUUGUUCUUGAAAGAACUGUUUCAAUAAUUAAAGAAAAGCGCUACUACCCUGAAGAAAUAAUAUUUCGCUAAAACGACACAGGAGACUCUAAUAUUUAUUUUAUUGCAUCAGGGUAAGUAUAAAUAUACAUUGAAGCAAGCUAUCCUGGUGGUGAAAAAAAGGUCUAAAUACUUUAGUCUCUUCAAUCAGGGUAAUCUUUUGGUCAUUACAGCUUCUUUACAGGAUAGCCUAGAAUGGUAAAUGUGAGGACUUAAGGAUUUGUUACUCUAUUAAGUAUAAAUAGAAAUUCCUUUAUCAAUCUACUUUAAGAGUAUUAAGAAGAUUAUGAACAGUUCUGUGAAAUUAGAGAAGAGGUGCUGUAUUAGUCUAUGUAUCACAAAAUAGGGUUAUCUUGCUACUCAUGUGGGAAAGCUGAUCAUUUAGUUAAUAAAUGCAGAGUAGUUCAUCACGAAGCACAGAUUGAAUAUAUUAUUGCAUAGGAAAAUUUUAUUUAGCUAAAGAGAUAGACUCAUGAACGAUUUUACAAACAUAAAUUUCGCUCCUUAGCUGAUUUAUAGAUACUCAACAACUCUUAAUACCAAUAUUUUUAACAAAAUAAUGAAUUAAUGGUGAUAUAUACAGAAGUAUUCUUAAAUAUAAAUAGUAAUUUAUAUAGCGAAAGUUCUAUAUCAGAAUAAAGUUCCCACUCAGAUUCUUCAAAUACAGACUCAGUGGAGUCAAAUGAAAGUAAAACUUCAUUAUUAAAAGAAAAAACUAAGAAAACUGUAAGAUAAAACUCAGAUUAAAAUCUAGAUAAAAUAAAAGAAGAAAAUUAAAGAAAGCUGAGUCUACUUUAAUUAACCUCAUUUGAGAAUAUGAAAGAAGUGUAAUUUAUAGAGGAACUUGAAAACUCUAGCGAUAUGAAUAAAUAAGAAACUUAGAUAUAAAGAAAUAAGAGAUCAACGUUAUAAAAUUAUUAAAGUGAAUAACAAGGUACCCACAAUCAUAUAAUAAGCUCUACUUGCAUAGACUAAAAUGAGGAGUCUGAUACAUAAAAAGAUAAAAAUAUAAAUGCUAUUAAACUCAAGCAAAAUGUAUUAAGUAAAUUAAAUAAUACAAGUUAAAUUUCACUAUCAGACUAACAAUCCCAACUAAGUUAAACUUAAAAUGUGAAUCAUCAAGCUAGAUGGUCUAUACCUAAAUCUUUAUCAAUUAUCAAUGAUAAAAUGUCUGAAUCGAGGAAGUCUAAGAUUUUAUCUCAUGUUCAGCAGAAAGAAUUAAUACAAAAUUUAAUCAAUAGUUAAGAAGAUAAUUUUUUAAAAUUAAAUAGCAAUAUUAAGCUCCAAAAUGAAAACGAAAUAAUAAAGUAAAGUACUAGGUGUAUUAAAGGUAAGCUGAAUGCAAACAUAAAAUAAGUAAUUGCUAAAAAUUAAGAAAAGAAACAAAAGUUAUUAGGGUUUAUGUAAUAAUAUGUUAGCAAAAAUAAAUAGGAGCAAGAAAUAAAAAGGGUAAGCUUUGAACCUAAAGAAAUCUCUCUCAGUAACUUAUAAACCCGUUAGCCCAUAUUCUUUGUAAAUUAGAGCUAAAAUGAUAUUUUUGAUAAACAGAGAAAUUUUAAAAAAUACUUUCCUUAAUGGAAUUUAAAUUUCAUUGUAUAUAAGAUUAACCUUCCUCCCAAGCAUCUGAAGGAAUGUAAGAAAAAUCUUCGCGAAAAUGCAAUAAAAUUCUAGAGCAACCAAAAUUAAAUUUCAAACUUUGGAUAAAUCAACUUCAACCAUCAACAAGAUUAAUUAGAUAAGUUCAAAUAGCUUAAAAAAAAUGACCAAGGAAACUUAUAAGAAAAUUAAAAUAAAAAGGGACAAGCCUAAAAUAAUUUAGCUACUCAAAAAUUAUUAUAUUAAUAAAAGUUAAUAUAAACUCAAAAAAUAAGUGAUUAAAUUUCAGAAGAGUCUUUUAUUUCUGAUGAUUAAUCAAGUAAAAAUUCAAAGAUUCAAAAUAGAUUAUCAAAAAUAUCUUGUUAUACCUAAAAUCAAGCUGAUAAAACUAUUAAAAGACAAUCAGAUUUUUCUAGGUUAAUAACAUAGAAUGAUCAAAUUUCUAAAGUAGAUCCAUAAGACUUUCUAAUUGGCGAUACAUUUAUGGCUUAAAAUUAAUAGCUUCACACAAGCUUUAAUGAAAAGAUUGAAAGUGAAUAGCAUAUUUCGAAUUCUUUCAGCUUAAAAUCUAAUUUUAAAUAAAAAAACAUUUAUUAAUUUUGA
Tetrahymena thermophila SB210 is the source of this 3831-nucleotide messenger RNA. Its product is annotated as cation channel family protein. Gene Ontology annotation, molecular function: nucleic acid binding; zinc ion binding. Lineage: Eukaryota; Ciliophora; Oligohymenophorea; Hymenostomatida; Tetrahymenidae. The transcript is spliced from 2 exons. The record is from RefSeq and is a predicted model, not a curated record.